CCACUGGCAGGGCACGAAAUAUAACUGAAUGGAAGCGAGUUUCGCACUCAUCUGGUUGCCGCAAUUCGUCUUCUGCACUCGCUAUCCAGCCUGUUGCUGCACUCCUGGCACCUCAUCCCCCAGACGCGCCUAUUUAAGGCUGGUUGAGAAGGCACCUACUUCUUACUCGCGCCUAAUUGACAGGAAAGGCACAAUCGAGAAAAGUGGAUGUUCAGGACGAAACAGCGAAACUUGAUGCAUAACGAAACAAGUUGACCACAUACAAAAAAGAACGUUACUAUUAUGGGCGCCCAAUCUGUUCGGUCCUUUACUGCCUCAGCAUCCAGAGUAUCUCUUAAGAGGGCCGCUCCCAUCUCCCGCCAUGCUUCAACCAAGGCCGCAGUGCAACAAGACGAAUGGUCUCUUCCCUACAUUCACCUCGGUCCCACCCAUGCCUCUCGAUAUUCCCAACAUUACAACAACUCCCUCGCUUCCGACGUCAUGUACAUGACCUAUUCCCAUCGUCUCUCUCAGCGUCCGGCCAAACCUGAAACUCUUCAGCCCCCUCAAACACCGUAUGAGGCAAACCGGGCCCGACCGCCUAUCAUGAGAGGUAACCGUGCCGUCCGAACUAAGACAACCGAGAUCACACCGGCGACCGUCCCCAAACUCGAGUCCAUCAUUGUCCAUACCAUGGUGAAGGAAGCCAUCGGCAACAAAAACUCCCUUCUUUCAGCUAUCGCUGCUCUUCGCGCUAUCUCUGGUGAGACUCCCAACGGAGCAGGUCGCAAAGGUUCAUCCGGUGUCCAGGUCAUCACCGCCAAAAAGUCCGCGGCUGCCUGGAAACUCAGAGAGGGGAUGCCCGUCGCUGUCAAGGUCGAACUCAAGGGCGAAGCCAUGUACGACUUCAUCCAGUCCCUUGUUGACUUUGUCCUUCCCCGUCUGCGAGAUUUCUCAGGUGUCCCUCUUCCACCUGCUUCUACACCCAAAAGUUCUCCCGCUAGCUUGGCUGGUGUCGUGUCUUUUGGUUUCGGACCUACCGCUAUGAGUUUUUUCCCUCAAAUUGAGGCCAACACCGAUGCCUACCCCAAAAUGCACGGUUUCCAUGUAUUUUUCAAGACCAAUCUCACGGGGGAAAACGCCCAGGAACACGCGAGGACAUUGGUUAGUGGGUUUAGAAUACCAUUCCACAGGAGAUAGGUUGGUGGCACGAGUGAGGGGAUUGCUGGAAGACUUUGGCCUGCUCAUGGUAAUCAUGCAUUUACUAUUAUCUUUAAGAUUCGAGUAAACAUAGAUAUAUCAAAAAUCGGCUAACUAAAAUUCAAUAUUCCAAACUUUUCGUCCUUCCCAUACAUCUUCCUUCCCACCCUUCACUGAUCUUUCGUCCCCAACUGGCAACAGGACCGCUAAUUUGCGACCCCACAGCGUCUUGAACUUAUGCUCCGUCAACUUGAAUCCAAUUGUCACCUCGUCCUUUCCACCCACAUACUCCACUUCGACCACUGUUUUGUCCGGUGUCGCUGAAAUGCCAUCGUCCUCUGUCCACUGGCCUCUGUAGGCAUUUCCUUCGUGGCCAGGGAAGAUCUUCACGCCUCGCCAGUCAUCAAGUCCGACUACACCACCUUCGUCUUCGAGCACAACAUCAACCCCAUCUGGAGUUUGCCUUGCUGGACCUUGCUUUUGAGUGACAGUGUGAUAUCUCUUGCCUACUGGCACGACCGCACCCUCCCUUGCAAACAGGCCCAUAUGCUCCAUUGGCGUUGCGAUCAUUACUCUGUCUCCCGCUUUAUACGUUCUGUAUGGUGCAUGGAGAUCAAAGUACAAGCUCUUGUCGUCCAUGCAUGCUUUGGGGAAGUACACUUCUCGAGUGAGUUGACCUUCAAAUAGCGCAGGGCAGACUAGGAUUCGACCAGUGCCGAGCCAAGCGUCAAAGCCUUCUAAGAUGGAGGCUUCGUAGAGUGCAGGAUCAGACGCGAAUGGGCCAAAACCGAGCCAGGUCGUAGUGGGAGUAGCGCGAAGAUGAGACUCCCACAUGAAUGCUCGUAUCGCCAUUUAAUCGCCUCCCUAAUGAUAGGCAACACAGCCGGAUACUGCGUGGUCAUCAGCACUGGCUCUAGACGAAUUUGACAAUGUACUCACCAUCCAAGGGGUGUUUGUCGCUCCCACUCCGCUAAUAUCACUUUGAUCGGGCUUGAAGCUAUGGAUACAAAACCUCGAAUGUGUCACCCCCAACUGCACCCACCUCACAAACAUCUCCUCUCCCGGUAAUGGUCCUCCAAACCCACCAAUGUCGGAUCCAUAGCUUUGCAUAAGCGACAUACCGGCAUUGAACUGAAUAGCUUGAGAUCCACGAAGGUUGUGCCAGGAAGUGUAAUUGUCACCUGACCAGGUCGAGUUGGCAUAUUUGAAUGUGCCGACAUUCCCGGAACGGGUCAGGACAUAGGUUCGUCGGGUUGGGUGGGCUUUUUCUAGGGUCGUGUGCGAAACAUAGUUGACAAGCUCAGUAUUGAUCAUGCGACCUAUUUCGCCGAUGGUCACCGGUCCAGAAGGAGAGGACGUAAAUUCGUGGGGCAAAGAAGUCGCACAAACAAAGGAAUCAUCGUGGAGAUAAUACUCGUUGUUAUCACUGAUUUUCAUUAGCUGAACUCUUUGGCUUCAAGACAAAUGGCUUACUCCCACAUCCCAUCGACCCCUAGAUCAAUCAGACUCUUCACUCCGUCAGCCCACCAUUGCCGUCCCUCCUCACUUGUCAUAUCCACCCAGCUGCCCUUUUCAUUAUCACCCACACCUGACGACCAGAUACGUGUGACCACAGGAGAUUUAGAGUAAGGAUCGUAGAACAGCGCGUUGGAUGAAUGGAGAUCCUUGUAAUGAGGAUGCGUCUGAAGAACAUCUAUUUCUCGGGGUCAGUCAAAAAGCAUCAUUAAGAUAGCGAAUACGAAAUCACAUGGUUUGAUGUUGGGAACCACUUUGAUCCCUGCUUUAUGAAAAUGAGCGACCAUCCCCUUGAAGUCUGGAUAUCGCUUUGUAUUCAUGGUGAAAACACAGCGAUUUCCAUCUUUGUCUGCCGUAUAGCCCGACGAUAGCUAAUGCCGGCCCAUGUCAGUUAAUUUACAUAGUAAAGCCUUUGA
Messenger RNA from Cryptococcus deneoformans JEC21, 3110 nucleotides. Its product is annotated as 60s ribosomal protein l7, mitochondrial precursor, putative. Bases 283 to 1179 code for a protein of 298 amino acids. Gene Ontology annotation, cellular component: cytosolic large ribosomal subunit; ribosome. The transcript is spliced from 4 exons. The record is from RefSeq and is a predicted model, not a curated record. NCBI's taxonomy places the organism in Eukaryota, Fungi, Basidiomycota, Tremellomycetes, Tremellales, Cryptococcaceae. Gene Ontology annotation, molecular function: structural constituent of ribosome; RNA binding. Gene Ontology annotation, biological process: translation.